AUUAGCCUAGAUAGAUCAUUAUAAGUUGAUAGAUAUAUCGUUUAUUAUUUUUUAGAUAAAAGAAAGAAAGAGAGAAAGGUAUAUUACAAUAUAUAUGGAGGGUGUAAAAAUGGAGUUGAGUCCAGCAACACGUAUAUUUCAUUCUCAGAAAUACAAUAGUUAUAUAAUUGCAAUCAUAGGCUUCAAAACAAAAGUUGAUCCCAUUAUCAUCAAGACUGGUCUCACCCAAACUCUGAUCAAACAUCCUCGCUUCUCUAGUAAGCUGGUGAAGGAUGAAGGAUGGAUUCCUUGCUCAGUAAACCUAGAAGAACAUGUGAUCGUUCCAAACAUUGAUGAUCCAACAAUGGACGAUCCAGAUAAAUUUAUGGAAGACUACAUCUCGCACAUGACAACAACACCACUCAACAUUUGUAGGCCUCUAUGGGAGCUUCAUAUACUUAAUUUGAAAACUUCACAGUCUGAGGCAUCAGUAGUGUUCAGAAUUCACCACUCCGUUGGGGAUGGAGUUUCUUUAAUGUCUCUUCUGUUGGCUUGCACUCGCCAAACCUCUGACCCCGAAAAGCUACCCACACUUCCAGGCCAAAACAUAAAUUCUAGUAAGAGAAAAUCAUCAUCAUCGCCUUGGAGUUGGAUUUGGGGAUUGUUGUUGCGUGUUUGGUUGGCAAUGUCAUUAGUUUGGAAUACUUUUGUGGAUUUUGUAACGUAUGUGGCUACCAUUUUGUUCCUCAAGGAUACAAAUACUCCAAUCAAAGGCCAAAAGGGGUCUGAAUUUGCUGUUACUCGUUUUGUUCAUCGUACACUUAGUUUGGAUGACAUCAAGUUAAUCAAAGAUGCAAUGAACGCGACAGUGAACGACGUCUUAGUAGGGGUAACACAAGCUGGCUUUUCGCGAUAUUUGAACCGUAGAUAUGGUGCUACACAUGGAAAACAUGAUAUCAAUGGAAAUUACCUACCUAAAGGAAUACGUCUUAGGGCAAGAAUUGCAGUUAAUUUAAGACCUGUUAAAGGUAUUCAGGAUCUUGCAGAUUUAAUGUCUAAGGGUACAAAGUCAAAGUGGGGUAACUUGUAUGGGUUUAUCCUUCUCCCUUUCAAAAUUGCUUUACGAGAUGAUCCGUUGGAUUAUGUUCGUGUAGCCAAAUCAACGGUUGAUAAGAAAAAGAACUCUGGAGGAAUCUUCUGCACUUACUUACUUAAUAAAAUUAUACUCAAAACUUUCGGAAUUAAGGCUGCUGCAAAAGUAUCACACAGAGCAGCUUUUAAUAUAACAACAGGUUUCUCAAACAUGAUUGGUCCUCUUGAAGAAAUUAGUUUUUAUGGUCAUCCACUUUCUUACAUUGCUGUAGCUGUUUAUGGCUUUCCACGUGCAUUGUCAAUCCAAUUCCAAAGUUAUGUUAAUAAAAUGACAAUGGCUUUAGGAGUGGACCCAAAUGUGAUUCCUGAUCCUCAACAACUACUUGAUGAUAUGGAAGAAUCUCUCAAACUCAUUAAGGAAGCUCUUCUUAAUCAAGGCCUACUACCACCACUCCAACAUCCUUAGCUACCUAUUUUUUUUAUACAAAUUAUAAAUAAUUUAUCAUUCUAAAAAUAGUCAUUUGUAAUUCUAUGCAGACAAAAAGUACAACUCAUAUUCAAAAAAAAUGUUUGAAGUUUCAACCCUAUUUUUAGUAAUUUUUUAUUUUUAAAAAAAAAUCCCUAUUAAGAAAAUUGUACAUCAUCAUUAAUUCUUCGAAUGUUAGAAGAAAAACAUCAUCCUCAACUUAGCUAAA
This is a messenger RNA of Cannabis sativa, 1766 nucleotides long. RefSeq names its product wax ester synthase/diacylglycerol acyltransferase 5. Gene Ontology annotation, cellular component: plasma membrane. The record is from RefSeq and is a predicted model, not a curated record. Gene Ontology annotation, biological process: triglyceride biosynthetic process. Bases 95 to 1537 code for a protein of 480 amino acids. Gene Ontology annotation, molecular function: long-chain-alcohol O-fatty-acyltransferase activity; diacylglycerol O-acyltransferase activity. The transcript is spliced from 7 exons. NCBI's taxonomy places the organism in Eukaryota, Viridiplantae, Streptophyta, Magnoliopsida, Rosales, Cannabaceae.